UGGCGAAUUAAUCCACGUAAAUUUCAUUUCAUCAAUUCGAUGAUCAAAAAGAAUUUGAAAGACGAAAUUGCAAAAAAUUGAAAAGACGAUGGUUUAGUUUACCACAAUCCAAAAAGCCGAUAUUUUAAUUUUCAGAACAAACGGAGUCGAGUUGGACUUAGCUCAAGACGGCCGCUGUGAUUGUAAUUCCGAGCACUGCAAUCGCUUCGCUGUUCGAAGUUUCCAAUGCGUGGUAGAAGUUGAUGAUACGGUUCUAGAACCAAAGCAUAGAGACUAAAAGCAAAGGGGGAAAAAUGGUUUCAGAGAUGUCGAGCGCGGAUGGCGACACAGCUGCGAGUUUGCAGCGCACUUUCAAAUACUUAUUAGCUACGCAGUUUCUGUCGAGGGGAAUCCCAUUCAUAUUCAACUCCUGGAUUGUCAGACACUUAUCUGAGGAAGAUUAUGCGGUUUAUGCCGUGCAGUUCCAUUUGUUUAUUACUUGCAUAUUGUUUCUGAGUAGAGAGGGGUUCCGGAGAGCCUGCAUGCGGGCAGAUAUCAGAUGUGAUGGUGCUUCAGCAACAGGAGCAAAUGCGGCUAAGCUUUUGAAAGUGGCCUGGAUGACCUUUCCUAUAGGAAUACUGGUUACACUUGGAGCAUGCAUAUUUGUAUUCUGGUGGCAAGAUCUAAGUUAUUCUAGUCCAUAUGCACAUGCUAUCUUGAUUAAUGGUUUUGCAUGCAUUCUUGAGCUACUGGCAGAACCAUUUUAUAUUUUGUCCCAGACAUUGGUUCUUCUGAGAUUGCGGCUUCUUGCUGAAACUGCUGCCACUCUUUCACGCUGUAUUAUAACAUAUAUUCUCAUCCUGAAGCAGCCGAGCCUGGAGAAAGCAGUUGUAUUUGCACUGUCACAAGUUGCAUAUGGAGCAUUUAUUUUCUUGGGUUACUGGGGCUACUUUCUUCUCUUUCAAGUAUACAAAUACUCUGUUCUCUUUCCGUUCAGGGUAGGAAAUGCAAUGAGUUAUGAUCGACCUCUUGCCAACAUGUGUAUGAUUUUUACUCUUCAAUCUUUCCGGAAGUUGAUUCUUCAGGAAGGUGAAAAGUUUGUCCUUGUUUGGUUGGAUACACCAUAUAACCAAGCAGUCUAUGGACUCGUAGACAAACUUGGAAGCUUAGUGGUGAGGUUGAUUUUUCUUCCAUUUGAAGAAAGUUCUUACGUGACUUUUGCAAGGUCUGCGUCAGGAGAUCCCGAAAGAAAAGUAAAAGAUCUCGGGAGGAGUCUAACAGAUGCUCUGAAGCUUGUUUUGCUAAUAGGUCUGGUGGUUAUUGCAUUUGGUCCGAGUUAUUCCUAUUCCCUCAUCAGAUUGCUGUAUGGCAGGAAAUGGAGCGACGGAGAAGCUUCGACUGCACUCCAAUAUUUUUGCCUUUACGUGAUAGUUGUAGCCAUGAAUGGAACAUCUGAAGCAUUUUUGCAUGCAGUUGCAACAGAGAAUCAACUUAAACGAUCAAAUGACUCAUUGCUAGUCUUCUCAUUGAUUUACCUAGUCCUGAACGUCUCACUUAUAAGAUCAGCAGGGGCAAUUGGUUUGAUAUUAGCGAAUUCCUUGAACAUGAUCUUCAGGAUAGUCUACUCAGCAGUUUUCAUCAGAAAGUUUUUCAAGGAAUCUUCCUCCUUUUCCUUUAAAAGUUGCUUGCCUGGCGGGUAUGAGUUUCUUCUGGUUUCAGGUGUUGCCACCUUCAUCUUGGAAAGGAUAUAUCUUGAUCACGAUAACUUCUGGGCCACCUUUGCUGUGCACAUCUCUUUUGGUUUGUCCUGUUUCAUUGUAUCCGCAUAUGCAAUCUAUCGGAAGGAGAAACCAUUCAUUAGCAAAAUCAUACACUUCCGCGAACAUGCUGAUUGAAUCUGCUACAAAUCGCAGGUUACAUGUUUAUUUGCAGUCAAUCUGUUGUAAAAGAGCUAUAUUUAGUAUUCAUUCUUACCUUUCUUCACAUCGUAUCAAUACAUAGGUUGCAACAUCACCAUGCACUUCGAAUCACAGUUUUACAGAAAGAUACUUGUAUAAUCUUGAUUUUGGAUUUAGCUGAGUGUAACAUUGUAAGUUUAAUGGAGUACAUAACAAUUUAAAUGAAUUAGUGAGUCUGACAAAUUACUAGUAGAAUGAGGAUCUUGUUCGCUGUCA
Messenger RNA from Salvia miltiorrhiza (redroot sage), 2153 nucleotides. RefSeq lists its product as uncharacterized. NCBI's taxonomy places the organism in Eukaryota, Viridiplantae, Streptophyta, Magnoliopsida, Lamiales, Lamiaceae. Bases 294 to 1874 code for a protein of 526 amino acids. Gene Ontology annotation, biological process: dolichol-linked oligosaccharide biosynthetic process; glycolipid translocation. Gene Ontology annotation, cellular component: endoplasmic reticulum membrane. The record is from RefSeq and is a predicted model, not a curated record. The transcript has 15 exons.